Molecule: messenger RNA, 423 nt
Organism: Klebsormidium nitens
Lineage: Eukaryota; Viridiplantae; Streptophyta; Klebsormidiophyceae; Klebsormidiales; Klebsormidiaceae
Source: the annotation of a GenBank genome assembly
AUGAGCGCCGGCGUGCGUGUACGGCGAGCAACAAAGGCGGGUCCAAGGGUUUCCCUUGAAAAGGGAAUUGAUCGGUUCGAGACGGAAGGCGUGGUGAGAACGGAGGCGGUACAGCACGGCGGGUUGUGGGAGAUUGCAACGGUGAAGAAGACGAGCAUUUUUGGCGGUCAAGGGGCCGGCCGAGUGGAGCGUCGGAUCGAAAUGGCGGUAAAGAAGCCUCAAGUGGUAAACAAGCGAGAGGAGGUGAAGCCCGUCAAGUACAUUGGGGUGGCCCUUGACUCGGACAACGAGGAGGAAGAGGCCCACCCGGUGGACAAGGAGACCCCGACGGAGACGGCAGAGCACGGCGCAAUGGAAGCUGUGGGAGCCGCAGCGGAAGCCGUGGGUACUCUAGUGGAAGGCGUUGAGCAGGGGUGGAGAUAG